AUGAAGAACAAGUAUGAUAGUUUAUUUGAGGGAAUCAAAGUACAAGAAAAUCAAACCCUCCUGAAGAGAAUUUACACACAGCUGUACAUCAUAGAGGGAGAGAUCUUCACAAACUUCUGCUUUAUACAUCUCAGCUUUCAGGAGUUCCUUGCUGCUCUCUAUGUGUUUUACUAUUACAACAGCCUAGGCACUUCACAGUUUUUUGAUGUAAUUUAUACUGUACUGAAAGGUGCAGUGGAUAAAUCCCUUCAGAGUAAAACUGGUCAUCUGGAUCUUUUCCUGCGAUUUCUGCUGGGCAUCUCACUGGAGUCCAAUCAGAGACUCUUACAGGGUCUACUGACACACACGGUGGACACCUCAGAGAGCAUCAGAGAAACUAUUACAUAUAUCAAAGACAAGAUCAAAGAUGGUCGGGAUUUCUCCACUGAACGAUCCAUCAAUCUGUUCCUGUGUCUGCUUGAAGUGAAUGAUCAGACUCUGUACAGAGAGAUUGAGGAGUUUGUGAGAUCAGACAAACACUCAGAGAAGAAACUCUCUGUUGCUCACUGUUCAGCAAUAGCCUACAUGCUUCAGGUGUCAGAGGAGGUGAUGGAUGAGUUUGAUCUGAAGAAAUAUAACACAACAGAGGAGGGCAGAAGAAGACUCAUACCAGCUGUCAACAACUGCACAAGAGCUCUUCUUGCUGACAGUAAACUUACUCAUCAGUGUUGUGAAAUCAUCGCUUCAGCUCUCCAAUCAUCAAACUCUCCUCUGAGAGAACUGGAUUUGAGUAACAAUGACCUGCAGGAUUCAGGAGUGAAGCUGAUCUCUGAUGCUCUCAAGAGUCACAACUGUCAACUACACAUACUGAGGUUGUCAGGUUGUAUGGUGAGCGAUGAAGGAUGCCAUUAUUUGGCUUCAGCUCUGAGUUCAAACCAGUCACACCUGAGAGAGCUGGAUCUGAGCUACAAUCACCCACAACACUCAGGAAUUCAGCUGAUCUCUCAUCUAAAUGAUCCAAACUACACACUGGAGACACUCAAUUUGGACCAUGGAGGAGAGAGCAGGAUUACACCAGGACUACGAAAAUACGCUUGUGAUUUCACGAUGGAUCCAAACACAGCAUACCCUCAACUUGUUCUAUCUGAGGGGAACAGAAAGGUCACACGUGUGAAAGAGUCUCAGCCGUAUCCUGAUCAUCCAGACCGAUUUGAUUACUAUUGUAAUGUUUUGUGUAGAGAGAGUUUGACUGGACGCUGUUACUGGGAGGUUGAAUGGAACGGACAAGGAGCUCGUACUUCAGUGGUUUAUAAAGGAAUCCGCAGGAAAGGCAUGAGCAAGGACUGCUGGUUUGACUACAGUGAAAAUUCCUGGAGUUUGACCUGCACUCCUAAAAGAUUCACUGCCUGUCACAAUAGUAAUAAAACAGACAUUCCUGCUCCAUCUCCUCUCUCUAAUAGAGUAGGAGUGUAUGUGGACUGUCCGGCCGGCACUCUGUCCUUCUACAGCGUCUCUGACACACACACACUCACACACUUACAAACAUUCAACACAACAUUCACUGAACCACUCUAUGCUGGACUUAUGAUUUAUCCAGACUCAUAUGUGAUGUUGCUGUGAUCCCCUUAAACAUACCUGUUAUUAGGCUUGCCAACUUUGUCACUAUGAAAUAUGGGAUAAAAGUUUUUCGAUUCUUUUUAAAUUCUUACUGUAGUUUAAAAAUGAUCAAAUGAAUGAACAAAUUUCUGUUCAGUUCUAAGAGCCCUGUGUUUAACUCAUUCACACAGACACAUACAUAAACUUUGCGAAUAAAUAACAAAAUAUAACGAAAAGUAUGUGUUUGUUUUCACAACUAAAACAAUGCCACAGCAAACCACAACAUUUGUGAGAUGUUUUUCAAUGCCAUUUCAUAGUGUUUUUUGUAGUAAACAGCCUUCUUACUAUCUAAACAUCAAAGUUUUGUCAACAGUCGGUUAUGUCUGUGAAGGUAAACA
This is a messenger RNA of Sinocyclocheilus rhinocerous, 1973 nucleotides long. RefSeq names its product stonustoxin subunit beta-like. The record is from RefSeq and is a predicted model, not a curated record. Lineage: Eukaryota; Metazoa; Chordata; Actinopteri; Cypriniformes; Cyprinidae. Gene Ontology annotation, molecular function: protein binding. Bases 1 to 1599 code for a protein of 532 amino acids. The transcript has 6 exons.